Cladophialophora bantiana CBS 173.52 is the source of this 1959-nucleotide messenger RNA. RefSeq lists its product as uncharacterized. The coding region runs from base 1 to 1959 and encodes 652 amino acids. The record is from RefSeq and is a predicted model, not a curated record. The transcript is spliced from 2 exons. Lineage: Eukaryota; Fungi; Ascomycota; Eurotiomycetes; Chaetothyriales; Herpotrichiellaceae.
AUGGAUGUCGUGCGAAACAAAGCAGAAAUGCGGAAUCAGGCGACCACACGGUGCGACACAAGAGAGGCCGCUCCAGCAAUCAAGGCUGGAGACGGAGAGCUCAAUCGUCUUCUCAAAAUAUCGGUGCAACGGAUCAAGUCGAUCAAGGCAAGACCUACGGACUUUGCAAAUGCUCACACUCGAUUUAGAGACUGCAUUAGUUGGUUUACAGCAGAAGACUCUGCCCGUGUGGCAUCCAACGGCCAGUCCGAUGGUAUUGGAACACCAAGAGAAUCAUCAUGGGAAGAUUUGAAUACAAGAGGCAAAUUCUUGCCAUUACCACUCAAUUGGCAAGGACCCUGUUUGAAGGCAGAGAUAAACAGCAGAAUUCUCCCAAUUUGGCAAUUACGGGCCAUGUCUCCAGAAGGAUUGUUGGCCGGAUUUGACAUUGCAACGCUCUUUUCCAAGGAGAGUGAAGCAUAUGACAGCGCCGAACGAGCCAGCAUACUACUUGCUUAUCUUACACCUAAUCCAGCUCCAAUGAUGCAUGUCAUCGCACCACUACCGACAACAAUUCUAUUUUCUGGACUCGGCGAGGCUUCAACCGGGGGUAUGAAUGCCGAAUUGGCAGAUUCCCAGGGACAACCAACAGACCAGAUGAUAUUAAGAGGCGAAAUGGUACUGCCAUUGACCAAUGUCCUGGAAUUGGGAGCGUACAACCAUCACCUUCUCUCAUCUGUGGCUGUAAAUGCGUUGGACCCGUUCAGGAUGAGUUCGGACGGCGAGAACCAGGUCCUCCUUUAUGACCCUAAACCGGCGCCGACAUUGCAUAUCCCGCCAGGCGCCGCAGCCAAAGUUCAAAUCAUUGACACAACCUCCCGCCUCGAUGUGUCCUUACAGGUCUUCAUGGGCCCAACACAAUUUGGGCAUGAGAUUCUCAAGGUGCCGUCCUUCUCUUUCCUCAUCGAACAAGUUUCCUCGGGCAGGCAAAUUCUCUUUGACCUCGGGUGCAGGAAGGACUGGCAAAGACUUCCGCCUCCUGUGUUGGGGCUCGUAACUCAGCCAAGUUGGAAGAUUGAGGUCGAGAAAGACUCGGUGGCUCAGAUCUUGCAGGGGAACGACGUCGAUGUUGCUGGCGGCGCUAUUGAAGCCGUCAUCUGGAGUCACUGGCAGUAUGACCACCCUGGAGACUCCAGCACCCCCCCAGGGAGUACAGCCCCGAUUGUUGGACCCGGUGUGAAGGAGACGUUGCUUCCGCCAUAUCCAGAGAACGAAAAUUCGCCGCUCCCGGACACUGAUUUUGCGGGCCGAGAGCUGAAAAUCAUCGACUUCGAGAACCAAACCACUCUUCAUAUUGGCCGCUUCCGCGCAGUCGAUUAUUUCAACGACGGAUCCUUUUAUCUCCUCGACGCGCCAGGCCACGCGAUCGGUCACAUGUGUGGCCUUGCACGUGUGACAUCGACGCAGGAUGGUGACGCCGAAGACGCAUUCGCCCUCAUGGGUGCGGACGCGGCACAUCACGGCGCUGAACUGAGACCUUCCGAGUAUCUCCCGAUUCCAAAGACCCUCGACCCUACACCCUACGCUGCUAAAUACCCAACCGUGUGCCCCGGCCACAUCUUUGAAACCAUCCAUCUGCGGAAGAAAGGGACCGAGCCAUUUUACCACAUUCACAACGGUGUCGCCCACGACCCCUGGCAAGCGCAGGAGAUUGUCGGCGUUUUGCAGGAAUUUGACGCCAUGGACAAUGUUUUUGUCGUGAUCGCUCAUGACGGCAGCUUGUUGGAUGAGAGGGUCGAGAUUGACUGGUUCCCGCAAGGGACAUUGCGGGACUGGAAGCAGAAGGACUGUGCGCGCGAGGCUAGAUGGGGUUUCUUGGAGGAUUUGACCAAGGCCGUCGAGCAUGCCACCGCAGCUGAUCAUGGAGACCAUGAGGCUUCGGCCUUUUUGUUUGGGGGGGAUGAAAGCGCCCCGUUAUGA